Bathycoccus prasinos is the source of this 2028-nucleotide messenger RNA. RefSeq lists its product with no specific name. Lineage: Eukaryota; Viridiplantae; Chlorophyta; Mamiellophyceae; Mamiellales; Bathycoccaceae. The coding region runs from base 1 to 2028 and encodes 675 amino acids. The record is from RefSeq and is a predicted model, not a curated record. The transcript has 2 exons.
AUGGAUCCAACGGAAGAGUUUUUGAAAUUCCUUGGGGGGGUGCACACAUUAUCGUCGUCUCUUCUUACGCGACGAUUUUUUUUACGAGGAUAUAUCAUCACACAACCGUUACACUCACGUUUGUAUUAUCACUACACGCGCUGUUUCGCGCAUUUUGGUCUUUGUUCAAAAACAACAGGAUUACUUUCCCCGCGCGCGACGAAUCCGACGAAUCUGAACCCGUGGGAGUUGCCGCCGCCGUUGCCGUGGGAAAAAGACGCUCGAGAGACAGAAGGUCCGAGGUCGUACACGCCGCCGAGUUCACCGCCGUGGUCGCACGUGGCAACGAGUCACGACGCGGAGGUGUUCGAGAGCGGGGAAGAAGAGGAGAGUGAGAGGAAGAAACAACGACGACGGCAAUUCGCGCGGGAGAGGGUGGAGAAGAAAAUUGUGAGCAAGCCGGCGGCGUUGAGGAACAAACUUGUCGAGAGAGUCAUCACGGGAACGCAACCGGUGAGAAGGCGGUCGCCGAGGAAUUUGGAGAGGAAGGCGUAUAAUUUCAGUCGUAAUGCUGCGAAUAGCAGACCUCGUGAGGUAGGGGUGAAAGAAACGGCGGCAUCGAUUCGCGAGAAGCGUCAAAUGGACUCGAGGAUGCGCAUCGAGGCGGUGGCGAAGAACGCCGAGUUACGAGCAAAGAGAGUGAAUUUGAUGCACCGUCGAGCGUCGACGACGACUGUUCAGGAGGGGGAGGAAGAGGAGGAAGAUGUGAACAACGAUUACGGUCCUUCGGUGACGCAAGUGGUCGGGGGCUUUGAAAGAAAACGAAGACAAGUGGACGAGACGCGAUGGACGCUGGCUGAAAAUAAAGAGUACAUCACCGGUACUCAGCCAAGGAAGCCAUCUAGAGAAUAUAUAGAAGAGAAAAACCGCGCGACGGCGACGGUAAAACGGAACGUGAAACGCGUGACAUCGACGCGUAAGUAUUACGGUUUUGGAUCGACGUACACGUCGCCGCCAAAAAAAGCAACGAAUCAGAAGCGACGAAGAGAGGACGACGAACGGUUUUACGAGGAGGAGGAGGAAGAGUUUCAGCAGCACUGGCCGCCACGCACGACGGCGGCGAUUUCGCCGCACCUUCAGACAGCCUCGCGCGCGAAAGGACGCGCGGCUAUGGAAGCGGCGAAGAAGGAAGCGGCGGAGAGGCGCAAGAUGAACGACACGGUGAAAAUUUUCAAUCGACCAAUUGCCGCGGUGCGAAAACACCAGACUUUUACCACUACCACUAUCGCCGCCGUUACUGAUACGACGAAUGAUUCGAGCUUGGAGCAAGCAGAUCCGAACUAUGAUGUAUUUGAGUUCACUCCGGAGCCUAUUGAGUUUGGCGGCAGACGCCAGUCUAACUUGAUGAAUAAAACCGCCAAGACGCCAAAGUCAAACGCGCAGAAACUCGGCGCCUCGACGCAACCGGAACCGUUCCGACUGGCGACGGAGAAACGAGCAAUUAUCAAUCGCCGACAGUUUAUGAAAGAUAGGCAAGCUGAACUUGAACGCGAAACGUACGCUUUCAGCAAUAAGAAAGGUACGGCGACGCAGAGCAGAGUCGUCGCGAAGACGCCGACGAGAACAAAAUCGUCGCCGGCAGUGAUGUCUCACGAUUCCUCGGACGAAUUCCUGGUAGAUGUCACGGGACGCGCGUGUACCACGCCCAAACCGUUCAAAUUGCGAGGUGCUGCGAUUUCAGAGCGAAGAAAAGCUGUAGAAAAGCGAGAGAGAGAGCAACAGCACGUCAUGAAGACGCCAAAACUUCAAAAAUCGACGGGCUUGAACAAAAAACACGUCGGCGCUCGAAAAGGUCCGGUACGAGGCUCGAGGGCGGAAGAUAGAGCAGUAUUCGCGGAGAUUAAUAGCGAGAAUAAUAAUAAUAUGAACAGUGCAGCGGCGGCAACGGCGAGAACGAUAACAAAAAAAGAAGCGCAAAACUUGCUAAAGAGCGCUUUGAAAGCGCCCGGCACGGCGGGUAGGAAAAGACAAGUAACUUUCAACAAAUAG